AUGCCGCCGGCGAACGCCCGGCGGUCCGAGACGUCCGGCGACGACAAGUCCGUGCCCGUCUUCCCGGACGUCGCGCGGGCCUUGACGGCCGUGGGCCUGGACAAGGCGAGCGCCGAGGACGCCUGGGCCGUGCUCGGGGCCAUCGUGGCGCUGGCCGACGGCGACGUCGGCGCGACGGAGGACGCCGCGUCCAAGGAGAAGGUCGCGGCCGUCGACGCGUCGGCGCAGUCGGCCGUCGGCCGCGCGGCCCAGUUGCUGGGCGUCGGCGCGGCCCAGGUCGGCGACAUGCUCGAGAAGCGCACCGUGCAGACGCGGGAGGAGGCCCUCACCGUGCGCCGGUCGCCCGAGGACGCCAUGACCGCGCGCGACGCCGCGUGCCGCUGGCUCUACGGCGCGCUGUUCGACGCUCUAGUGGCGCAGUGCAACACCGCGCUCCACGACGAGGGCUCGGGCGUGACGCGGGGGAACCGCUUCGUCGGCAUCCUCGACAUCUUCGGCUUCGAGACCCUGGAGGUCAACGGCCUCGAGACGCUGCUGAUCAACUACGCGAACGAAUCGCUGCAGCAGCUCUUCUGCGACGCGGUCUUCGCCGCGGAGCUGGACCUCUACGAGGCCGAG
Messenger RNA from Aureococcus anophagefferens, 618 nucleotides. RefSeq lists its product as hypothetical. Gene Ontology annotation, biological process: vesicle transport along actin filament; actin filament organization. The record is from RefSeq and is a predicted model, not a curated record. Gene Ontology annotation, cellular component: actin cytoskeleton; myosin complex; vesicle. The annotation marks the transcript as partial. Gene Ontology annotation, molecular function: microfilament motor activity; actin filament binding; ATP binding. The transcript has a single exon. Lineage: Eukaryota; Pelagophyceae; Pelagomonadales; Pelagomonadaceae.